Messenger RNA from Cajanus cajan (pigeon pea), 2196 nucleotides. RefSeq lists its product as uncharacterized. Lineage: Eukaryota; Viridiplantae; Streptophyta; Magnoliopsida; Fabales; Fabaceae. The record is from RefSeq and is a predicted model, not a curated record.
AUGCAGCCACUUAUAGAUGAGUUGUGCAGCUUAUGGAAUGAUGGCACACUAACUUAUGAUGUGUCAUUGAGGCAGAAUUUCAUGAUGAAGGCUGCUUUAAUGUGGACAAUUAAUGACUUUCCAGCUUAUGGAAUGUUGUCUGGUUGGUCGACUGCUGGGAGACUUGGUUGUCCUAUUUGCAUGGAUAAAUCAAAGGCAUUCUCCCUUAAGAAUAGUCGCAAGGUUUCUUAUUUUGAUUGCCAUCGUCAAUUUCUUCCACAUAAUCAUCCAUAUAGGAAGAAUAAAAAUUCAUUUAAGAAGAGGGUUAUUGAGACCUCAAACCCUCCUCCACGUUUGUCUAGUCCUAAUAUAUGGAAGCAAGUUGCUCAUUUACCGCUUGCCCAAGAUAGGGGAGAUGAAAACCCUCCACAUUAUGGAGACAAACAUAAUUGGACAAAGCAAAGUAUAUUUUGGACCUUACCAUAUUGGAAAACACACCUUCUACGCCAUAACAUUGAUGUCAUGCACACAGAGAGAAAUGUGUUUAUGAAUGUGUUUAACACUGUGAUGGACAUUAAUGGGAGGACAAAGGAUACUAACAAUGCUCGAUUGGAUUUAGCAGAAAUAUGCAAUCGAAGGGAACUUGAGUUGAAAGAUGUUGGUCGUGGUAAACUUAUCAAGCCUAAGGCAACAUAUGCAUUGACUAAAUCCCAAAGAGUAGCUAUUUGUCAAUGGGUCAAAGAACUAAAGUUACCUGAUGGAUAUGCUUCUAACUUGGGUAGAUGUGUUGUUAUUAAGGAGGGAAAGUUACAUGGAAUGAAGAGUCACGAUUGUCAUGUUUUCAUGCAACGAUUGCUUCCAAUUGCAUUCGACUCGUUACCGAAACCUAUUUGGAAGGUUCUUGUUGAACUUAGCCAUUUUUUUAGGGAAUUGACUUCUACUACACUAAAUGUUGAGCAAUUAAGAGUUAUGGAAAAUGACAUACCUGUGUUGUUGUGUAAGUUGGAACAAAUAUUCCCACCAAGCUUCUUUGAUUCAAUGGAGCAUCUUCCUAUUCAUCUUCCCUAUGAGGCUAGGGUUGGUGGUCCAGUCCAAUAUCGUUGGAUGUAUCCUUUUGAGAGGUUUUUACAUUCCCUAAAAAACAAAGUCAAAAAUAAGGCAAGGGUAGAGGCUUCGAUCUGUGAAGCUUACUUAGUUGAGGAAACAUCAACCUUUGCUUCCUACUACUAUCCUUCUGAAAUUGAUACAAGAAGGACCAGAAUGCCUCGUAAUGUUGAUGUAGAUGAAGGUUCUAUGUCUACUCCUUGUUUUUCAGUUUUUAACUACCCAGGUAAAGCGAGUGGAAAAUCUACAAAAUAUUUCUUGGACCAACUAGACCUCAAAGCUACUCAUUUGUAUGUUCUUCAAAAUUGUGAAGAGGUUGAGCCAUAUUUAGAUAUUUAUGUCAAAUAUUUAAGGCAACUCAACCCCACUGCUUCAGACGCUCAAGUUGGUCAGGAAAUUUCAUCAAAUUUUCCUACAUGGUUCAAAGAAUAUGUUCUAAAUUCUGAAAAUAAUGUUCAAGAUCCACUGUUGCGUAAUUUAGCAUGGGGGCCCAAGCUAAAGGUUGAAUCAUGGCCUAUUUACACUAUAAAUGGAUAUAAAUUCCACACUGGUCAAUUAGAAUCUGACUUUUAUGGAAAAUUGACUGAUAUUAUUCAAUUGGAGUAUACUGGCUUACCAAUAAUGAAACUAAUUCUUUUCAAGUGUGAUUGGUUUGAUAAUACUCCUAAUAUCGGAACAAGAGUAAAUGAUAAGUAUGGGGUUGUUGAGGUAAGGCAAUCAAGGAGGUAUAAUAAGGCUUAUGACCCAUUCAUACUUGCACAACAAGCUGAGCAAGUUUACUUCACACCAUAUCCUGAGGGACAUAAUGAUUGGCUGGCCAUAAUCAAGACAAAGGCUCGUAGUAGAAUAAAUGAUAAUAUAUUAAUUCAAACUGAGCAAGAGGUUCCAUACCAGGAUGAUGAGGUUGUAGGGCUUCAAGUCAUGUUACAUAUUGACUCAGAUGUCAUUGAUGAUUCUCUAGUUGAUAAUGAUGUUGGUGGAGAAGAAGUAGAUAUGCAAUCAUUUGAUCAACCAGACAUGGUGGAUGAAUUUAUUGAAGAUAAAUACAUAUCAAGUGAGGAUGAUAACGAUGAUGAGAAUGAGAGUGAUUUCAAUGAUACAGAUGAACCUUAG